GAAUUCCCAGUGCCAGACUUUGGCUGGAUGCAGGAAGAGAAGGCUGUGAGGAAGAGGAAGUUGUCACGGGACCCCCAGGCAGACAAGGAGCCCAGGGAGGACAAAUCCCCUCAGCAGAACCUCGUGGAAGAGGCUGUUUUGAGCGGCUCCAUGGCACAGGAAUGCAACAGGGAGGAAAAGCCGCAAAGAUCCCGCCCGAGGAGGGGCUCCAAACCCAUGCCAGGGUGCUCCGAGGAGGAAGGACCCACCCUGUGCCAGGAAGGCAGCCAGAGAUGUGGCCAGAGCUCUGAGCUGGUGGUGCAUGAACAGCUUCACAAUGGCAAGAAGCUGCACCAGUGCUCGGAAUGUGGGAAGAGUUUCUACACAAACUCUGGCCUGCUCCGGCACCAGAAGAUCCACACUGGGGAACGGUGCUGUGAGUGUGGGAAAUGUGGGAAGCGCUUCAGGGACACCUCUGGCCUGAUGAUCCACCUGAGAGUCCACACUGGGGAACGGCCCUAG
Prinia subflava (tawny-flanked prinia) is the source of this 501-nucleotide messenger RNA. RefSeq names its product zinc finger protein 397-like. The record is from RefSeq and is a predicted model, not a curated record. Lineage: Eukaryota; Metazoa; Chordata; Aves; Passeriformes; Cisticolidae. The coding region runs from base 28 to 501 and encodes 157 amino acids. The transcript has 2 exons. Gene Ontology annotation, molecular function: RNA polymerase II cis-regulatory region sequence-specific DNA binding; DNA-binding transcription factor activity, RNA polymerase II-specific. Gene Ontology annotation, biological process: regulation of transcription by RNA polymerase II.